CUGCCGAGGGAAAGCUUCAGGGACGAUGGGGCAGGGACUCAGCAGCAUCCCGGCCUGGGAGCUGGACAAGUUUAUAGAGGACCACCUCCAACCCGAUGCCAGCUUCCGUCAUGAUGUCAGAGCCAUCAUCAAUAUCAUGUGUGAUUUCCUGAAGGAGAGAUGCUUCCGAGACGCUGCCCACCCUGUGAGGGUCUCCAAGGUGGUGAAGGGCGGCUCCUCGGGCAAAGGAACUGCUCUAAAGGGCAGGUCAGACGCCGACCUGGUGGUGUUUCUUAACAAUCUCACCAGCUUUGAGGAUCAGUUAAGCCGACGGGGAGAGUUCAUCCAGGAAAUUAAGAAACAGCUGUACAAGUUUCAGAGAGAGAGACAUAUUUGGGUGAAGUUUGAGGUCCAGAGCUCAUGGUGGCCCAACCCUCGGGUACUCAGCUUCAAACUGAGCUCCCCUGAUCUUCAACAGGAAGUGGCGUUUGAUGUGCUGCCCGCCUAUGAUGUCCUGGGUCAUGUUGGCAUCUACGGCAAACCUGGCCCUGAAAUCUACAAAACGCUCAUCAGGAAGUGCAUCUCCCUGAGGAAGGAGGGUGAGUUCUCCACCUGCUUCACAGAGCUCCAGAGAAACUUCCUGAAGCAUCGUCCAACCAAGCUGAAGAGUCUCAUCCGCCUGGUCAAGCACUGGUACCAACUGUGUAAGGAGAAGUUGGGGAAGCCACUGCCCCCCCAGUAUGCCCUGGAGCUGCUCACAGUCUAUGCCUGGGAAUGUGGGAGUGGAGACACUGAGUUCAACACAGCUCAGGGCUUCCGGACAGUCUUGGAACUGGUCACCAAGUACAGGCAGCUUCGAAUCUACUGGACAGAGUAUUAUGACUUUCAAGACCAGGACAUCUCCAAUUACCUGCACAGACAGCUCAGAAGAUCCAGGCCUGUGAUCCUGGACCCUGCUGACCCAACAGGGAACGUAGCUGGUUCAAACUCAGAUGGUUGGGGGCGACUGGCUGGAGAGGCUAAGGCCUGGUUUCGGUACCCAUGCUUUAAGAACAAGGAUGGUUCCCCAGUGCGCUCCUGGGAUGUUCAGACGGAGGUUGGUGUACCACACCAGGAGAACCAGGAGACUAAUUUUUUUCGUAAUGUCUGUUUAGUUUUGUUGUUUUCAUUUGUUUUUGGUAUUUCAAGGGCUGCUUCUGCAUAACAUGGGCUACCCUGGAGCUCGCCACCCUCCUGCCUUAGUGCUGGGAUGACUGCAGUGUAGACCUGAUGUGCCCUU
Messenger RNA from Peromyscus eremicus (cactus mouse), 1258 nucleotides. RefSeq names its product 2'-5'-oligoadenylate synthase 1A-like. The transcript is spliced from 6 exons. Gene Ontology annotation, cellular component: cytosol; membrane; nucleoplasm. The record is from RefSeq and is a predicted model, not a curated record. Lineage: Eukaryota; Metazoa; Chordata; Mammalia; Rodentia; Cricetidae. The coding region runs from base 26 to 1183 and encodes 385 amino acids. Gene Ontology annotation, biological process: defense response to virus; regulation of ribonuclease activity; negative regulation of viral genome replication. Gene Ontology annotation, molecular function: double-stranded RNA binding; 2'-5'-oligoadenylate synthetase activity.